This is a messenger RNA of Xiphophorus maculatus (southern platyfish), 8397 nucleotides long. RefSeq names its product potassium voltage-gated channel subfamily Q member 3 (gene kcnq3). The transcript is spliced from 16 exons. The record is from RefSeq and is a predicted model, not a curated record. Bases 305 to 2788 code for a protein of 827 amino acids. Gene Ontology annotation, cellular component: membrane. NCBI's taxonomy places the organism in Eukaryota, Metazoa, Chordata, Actinopteri, Cyprinodontiformes, Poeciliidae. Gene Ontology annotation, molecular function: voltage-gated potassium channel activity. Gene Ontology annotation, biological process: transmembrane transport; potassium ion transport.
GGUGCUGAUGAAGGCUGGUUGUCAUCAUCUUCUUCAGUUUCAGUAUCGAGCUCCUUCACGCAGCAUCUCCGCUCCGCUUCCUCCGGUCUCCACCCUCCUCUUCCUCUCCCUCCGCGGUUCCGCUGCAGGUGGAUGGAGGCUGGCAGCCCCGGAGGCGCGCACCAUGCUCGGACUCGGCCGCUGGCGCACCGCUGAGGACCUCCCCGCCACCCGGAGACCUGCUCCCGGAUUGACCCGCGGCUGAACACCGGGUGUCUGGUCCGGAUCAUGGCAUGCUGCCCUCAUCGGCCCUCCAGCACUGACCAUGGGGCUCCGGUCCAGGACUAGCGGCUCCGAAGAGCAGAAGAAGACCUCCGGUGCUCCUCUUCCUCCUUCCGGGGACUUACUGGACCAAAGCGGCGGCGGAGGAGCGGACAAAGAUGGGGCCCUGCUGCUUAUGGGCCGGGAGGACUUCAAGCGGGGCGCUCAGGGCAUCACCAUCGGGCUGCUGGCCAAAACCCCCCUGAGCUACACCCGGCCGGCCAAGAGGAAUAACAUCCGCAAGAGGAAGAUCCAGAACCUGAUCUACGACACGCUGGAGAGGCCGAGAGGAUGGGCCCUGCUCUACCACGCGUUCGUGUUUCUGAUCGUUCUGGGAUGUUUGAUUCUGGCCAUACUGACCACAUUCAGGGAACAUGAGAAGGAUUCUGCACACUGGCUGGUCAUACUGGAAACGUUUGCCAUCUUCAUAUUCGGAGCAGAGUUUGCACUGAGGGUCUGGGCUGCCGGUUGCUGCUGUCGCUACAAAGGAUGGAGGGGGAGACUGAAGUUUGCCCGCAAACCGCUGUGCAUUCUGGACAUCUUCGUGCUGAUUGCCUCGGUGCCGGUGGUGGCGGUGCGUAACCAGGGCAACGUGUUGGCCACGUCGCUGCGCAGCCUGCGCUUCCUGCAGAUCCUGCGCAUGCUGCGCAUGGACCGGAGAGGCGGCACCUGGAAACUCCUGGGCUCUGCCAUCUACGCUCACAGUAAGGAGCUGAUCACGGCCUGGUACAUCGGCUUCCUGUCUCUGAUCCUGGCGUCCUUCCUGGUCUACCUGGUGGAGAAGGACGACGGCUCGGUCAACGUGUCUGACCAGGAGGACCCGACGGCGCAGACCCAGCAGCAGGACUUCGACACGUACGCCGACGCGCUGUGGUGGGGGCUGAUCACGCUGACCACCAUCGGUUACGGAGACAAAACCCCGAAGACCUGGGCUGGGAGACUGUUAGCCGGCACGUUCGCUCUGAUCGGAGUUUCCUUCUUCGCUUUGCCUGCUGGGAUUCUGGGUUCUGGUUUGGCUCUGAAGGUCCAGGAGCAGCACAGACAGAAGCACUUUGAGAAGCGCCGCCACCCGGCAGCCGGACUCAUCCAGUCGGCCUGGCGGUAUUACUCCACCAAUCCAAUCAGGGAAGAUCUUAUUGCCACGUGGAGAUUUUAUGAAACCAUCAUCUCUCUUCCCUGCUUCAGGAAGGACACGUUGGAGGCCAUGGUGAGUCAGAAAGUGAGUUUGCUGGAACGCGUUCGCAAUUCCAACACGAGGCCGUCAUUGGGGAUGGUCAGGAAACCCACGCUUAACGCCGAAUCCAUCGAGGAGAGUCCCUCCAAGGAGCCCAAACCUGCCGGCUUCAGUAACCGCGAACGCUUCCGGACCGCCUUCCGGAUGAAAGCCUACACGCUGCGCCAGAGCGCUGAAGAUGCUGGAGGCCUUGCAGACCCGGUCUUAGAGGACCGGGGCUUCCCGCCAGAGAUCCUCCUGGAGGAGAUGAUCCCGACGCUGAAACUGGUCAUCAGGGCAGUCAGGAUCAUGCAAUUUCUCUUGAACAAGAAGAGGUUUAAGGAAACUCUGAGGCCUUACGAUGUCAAAGAUGUGAUUGAGCAGUACUCUGCUGGACAUCUGGACAUGCUCUGCAGAAUUAAAUACCUCCAGACCAGGAUCGACAUGAUUCUUGCCCCUGGACCUCCCCUCACCCCAAAAAGCAAGAAGCCCCAGAAAACACCCUUUAACUACCCAUCCAGUCAGUCACCCAGGCAUGAGUCCUACUUAGCCAAAGCCACGUCCAUGCCAGACACUGAAGACCAAAGCAUGAUGGGUAGAUUUGUCAGGGUGGAGAGGCAGGUGGAGGACAUGGAGAAGAAGCUGGACUUCCUGGUGGACAUGCACAUCCAGCACACCGAGCACCUGCAGGUGGACUCGGCCGGCGACGCUCGGAUGACCCUGGAGGCCUGCGACCAGACGGCGAACGGUGAGAUCCGCCGGGUUUUCCUCAACUACUCCGAGGUGUUCCCUCAGAUGUCAUACCAGGUGCCUGUCAGCAAAGCGAAUUCGACCUGCAGCAGAGGGCGAGGCGGCAGGCAGGGGGUCGGGUUGGCAUGCGGCGCGGCGCCACCCGCCAUCCCCACGUAUACGGAGCGGCCGACCGUGUUGCCCAUCAGCUCCCUGCAGGACUUGUCGGCGGGGCGGGGCAGGACCACAGGGGGCCGGGGCGGCGACUCGCCGCUCUCGCUCCUGUCGGUGAACCACGAGGAGCUGGAGCGCUCGCCCAGCGGGUUCAGCAUUUCCGGGGAGCGGGAGGGCGAGGCGGGGUUGGACCUGCCGAUGGGGGCGGCGGUGGCGGCCGGGGAGGCCAGCUGGACGAGAACCAGGCCGAGCUACUUGGCCGAGGGCGAGACGGACACGGACACGGACCCCUUCACGCCCAGCGGGGGCGCCCUGCCCCUCUCCUCCACCGGCGAGGGGUUCGGGGACGCAGAGUGGAACACGCCGCCCUGAAACACGACGUCGCCUCGACUCUGAGACCUUAAAUCCAACCCAUGCCUGUAAAACCCAGAACGCUGGGUCAAAGCCACACUUUUGGGCCGAAUCUUUGGGAGGAAGGUGCGUCUAACCCGCCUUGUUGCUGCGCGUUCUGAACGACUGGCCGUCGACCUGCGGAGACCAGGCAACGAGUCCGCCCCAACAGCAAAACAAAAAAAGGAAAGCAGACCGUUUGUAAAGAAAAAACUCUGUACAGCGCACUCUUCACGAAAAUUUAGCUAAAAAAAGAACAUUAUACAAAAUAUGUACACCCAAAAGCUUUACUGCUGCAAAGCCAACCGCACUGCAUGUGACGCAUGCGACUUUUAGUGUAGACACUGCAAAUUUUAGGAUAUAUCAGGAAAAAGAACAGAGAUUGAAUGGAAACUUAUACCUGCUAUGCCAUUUUGUAACACUUAUUUUUUAUAUGAAGACAUCCUUGUUUCUGCAUGGUUUGCAUGAUGCUGCACCAUUCCUGGGGUGACCAUUAGAGGGCGACACUGGAACCAAAAGUCUCCUGUCUGUUCUUGUUCCUCACCGACCGUCUGUCUCGUCGUUUGAUCCAACCUUCUUACAUUUAUGUUGUUUUGUUUUUGCUGGAGGUCAUCUCAGAUUUACAAACUUACAGUCAGAAAAUAUUCGAAACACUAAAUUUCUGAUGCUUUGCUGGCACAUGAAUUCAGGGAUAUGAACCGUCUCUCAUUUCAUAAAACAUUCAACAUAAUGUUGGCCAACAUGUGUAAUACAUAUAAACAUACUGCUAAGUAUUUACACACCUUUGCUUUUUCCAUGUUUCCUCAGAUUUAGUGUGGUAUUCUUAAAAAUAAAAGUCUCCAUAAUGACAAAGUGAAAACACUUUAUUAAACUAUUUUGUAAAGUUGAAGUAAAUGUAAAGGUUUAACCGUAACAGGUUUAUACAUUUUCACUACUGAUUCUUUAAAGCACUGGCGAUAAAUUCAGCUCCAUGGAUGACGGCGGUUUGACUCCAUUAAAUUUUUUAAUUUAGUUAAUUACAGGGUCUGUAAUUAAUUCAUUGUUUAAUUUAAAGCUGUAUAUUGACAGAAUAAGCAACAAAUUCUCUUGAAAACCCAUUUUUGCUGCUAAAUUAUUUAAUAAAUAGAAAUAAGAGCAACAACUAAGAUCUUUAUAGUUUUUAAUCUGUUAUUUAGUUUAUUAAACCAUCAGAUUGGAGCAAAAUAUUAUUCCAUCCAGGAAGUCCUGGACUGUGGAUGCUAGCAUUAGCAUUAGCUGCUACAUGUUUAGCAUUGAGAUGCUAUUUUAGGCUAGCAUAGCCUCCCUGAUAGGCUAACUCCUUUUAGCACAACUUGAACACAACAAUGGUCUUUUCCAGCAUCCAAUCAGGUCGUUUAUACAGAAGUUAACCCCAGAGAGACGCGGCUUCGUCGUCCAUCGCUGCUGUUAGCGGAUGUAGCUGGAGCGUCAGAUUCACAGGACAGACCAGAAACAUGCAAACCUUUGUUUGGACAAACAAAUGAGGUAAAAUAAAAAAAGUGUGACAAGUUUCACAGUGCAGAACAGAGCAGAAAGUCAUGAAGGUGAAGUGGCUGGAUAUAAACUUAUAACCUGUAGAAAAGCUCUAAGAACCACCAGGUUCCUGCUGGGCCUCGAAACACGUAGAGAAAAAACAGGAAAAUCUGAGGCUGCAGCGAAUUCAGAGGCCGUGAAUACUUAUGAAUCCUAUCUUAAGAAACUUUGGGCAGUAAAAAAAACAUUUAAACAUCUUUAUAAAAGCUGUUUUAACCUUUAAAUUAUCCGGCUGUGUGCAGAUCUUAGAUUUCAGUCUUUAUAUUUCUGACAUAAAAUUUUAAAGGAUUAGAAAACUUCAUAAUGUGAAAAUAAAUUUGAAAUAAAAAAAUAACUCACACACAGAACCUGCAUUUCCAACUUUAAUGUAGCAUUUUCAAAUUUCUCAGCUGAGAUUUAUUCAAAACUUUCCCUAAAACGACCCCAAACAGAGAAAUAUAAUUAAUUCUAAUUUAUUUUGAAUUGCCUGAAUAAUUUAUUAUUCUCAGUUUCUGCUUGAUUUAUAGGAAACGUUGCUCCAUAAACCUAUUUCUGAAAUGUAAACAGCUUUAAAAAGUUAAAUCUGAAGGUUUUUAAAAGUUUUCUACAUUCGUCCAUGUUAAUGUUGCCGUUUUGAACUCUGAGGUUUUUCUUGCUAAAGACAAAAAUAUAAAUUUUAGAACAUUUUGACUAAAGUUUACUGGGAUUUUAUGAUGAACCAACACAAAGUAGUGCAUAAUUGUGAAGAGGAAGGAAAGCAAUGCUUCGCUUUCAAUUUUCUAUAAUAAAUAAUCAAGUCAAUAAAUUGUAAAAGUGGAAUAAAUCCUCCUGUAAUCGCUGCCUGAAGUGGAACAAUAAAGUUGUAAUUUUGCUGCGAUUAGCUGGUGCAUGUUUUAAAAUUUAAUUAUCUUAACUAUUUUUGCUAUCAAUGAAAAUAAUGUACUUAUUCAGAAAGUAAUUAAAUCUGCUGCUUAAUCUUUUUUAUAUAUUUUGAAAAGUUAAACAAUAAAGUUAUUAUAUGAUAAAAUAAAUGGAUAUUUAGCUUUGUUAUGGAGCUGCUUGAAUUGCUCUAAAAUGGUUCACAAUUAUUUAAAUAUACUAGGCCUUAAUAAAUGUAGUGUAGGAAAUGUUAUGUAUUCUACUUUGCAAUAAGACAUUUCUAUAUACUUAAAGUUUGCUAAUUGUAAUUAAAUCUGGUUCUAUUUGUAAUUUUGAAAUCUGGAUGUUAUGAACAAUAUUUUGAGGCCUGAACUGAUUUUACUACUUUAUCUGUAGAAUCACAGAUUGUGAUGUAAAACCUGACUAAACUUUAUCUGAAGACUUGAAUUAUCACCAAGCCUCUGCUCUGCUUUUAUGACUUCUACUAUAAACUCUAUUUAACAAUCUUACGGUUUUAUAUUUUUGAAGCGCUGUAGAUCUGCUGUAUAUUUUAAAAAGAAAAUGUAGAUUUAUUAGGGAAAAGCAAAACUCCUUGGAGGUGAAUUCAAACUGUUUUUAAGAACAUGUUUCCUCAGUUCAUUCAGCAGUCAAGUAUUUUAUAACUUAUAGGGAAUAGUUUUAAUUUAAUGGGGUUAUAUGGAGUAGCUAUAAGUAGUCAGUUUUUUACCUACUAGAUUGGACUCGGUGUGAUCUCAGUGACUCGUUAAGGACAUUAGUUAGUGUGAAGGUAGUGAAUAUAACUAAUAGUUGCUGUCACACUAACAGAAAAGCCAACUCUCAAACUAACUUUCAAGAUAAUAAAUGAGCUAAUUGUAAAGCUAACAGUUGAGCUAACACUCUUCACCAUGGGCCAUUUGUUGGUCAGAAAACCUUUAUGAUUUGCUUGUUGUGCUCAGGGACCAGACUCACUGCUACUUGCAAUACAAGCUAAUGUCAUUGCAUUUUAUGCAGUUAUAGACUAAACAAUAUGCUGACAAACAUAUUUUAUUCAGCAGGAUAUGUGACUGAUUUUAAUAAAAAAUAUGAAAACUUUGCUAAGUUUGCCUGUUGCACCAAAACCUCCGACUUCACAGUUCAGACUGAAUUUGGAUUUCUCAUUCAUUUUAAACUUGGAUUCAGAUUUUUACUUCUGAGUACAAAUAAAAUUCACAGUAACUGUCAAACAGAGCAGCUUUAAGUCAGGCUAAUGGUUCUGAAGCUACAGGCAAGAUCACCCUCAGCUAGCAGUGGUGCUAAGUGCUGAGCUAACAGUUGAUGUAGAGCUUUAUAAAUGUUUUGUAAAAUCCUGCAUUUGAAGGUUCUUGCAGUUUGUGCUUGAUACAUCAGGCCAGAACUCUAAUGUAUUCUGCUAUAUACAAACACUGUAACGAGUAGCGACUCGUUAGGAAUUAACAAACGUUCUGCAAUUAAGUUCUUAUGAAGUCUGAGAACAAGUACGGUUCAUUCCAGCUUGAAUAACAACAAAUUUCACUGUUCCUGUUCAAUUUAAUAAAGAAGCAGCUUGGUUGUGCUAACCGACAUGUUAACUUUCAAAUGUUGAUACUUGAUGUCAAGCUAGUCGCGUCAGACUAAAUCUUGAGCUAACUGUCAAGCUAACCAGCAAGAUGACUGACAAAUUAACAGUUGAGCUAACUCUUAGGCUAACAGUGAAUCUGUCAUGCAAACAGUUGAUUUAGUUAUCAAGCUCACAGUCUAAUUGUAAAAGCUAACUGUUUAUCUGUUAUACUAACUUCCUGUCAAGCUAAUUGUCAUGCUAACACUCAAUCUUAUUGUCAUAGUCUAUUUACCAUGCUAACUGUUAACCUAACUAUGCUUAACAGUUAGCAUGAGGUAACUGUAACAGUCUGACUUAGGCUAACUGUUGUGCUAAUAAAUAGCAUGUCAUGCUAACAGGGAAUUAGCAGGGCAGAGUUUAAUGUCUAAUGUUUAACUACUGAUCUCGGUGUUGAGCUAUAAGCAAGACAACUAUAAAGCUAAUGGAAAAUUCACAGCUGUCAAGCUAGCAGUUGAGCUAACAGACAUGCGGUCAGAUUGACUGUCUGCCAACUUUAUUUCCAAGUUCCAAGUCCAAGCUAUGAAACAAACAGAUAACAUUUAACUUUACAGUUAUGUUCUGCUAAUUUUGAAACUAUGCUAAAUGUUGUAGCAUAAAUCUGAAACUUCACAUUCACUAUUCCAUCCUGUUAUUUUGGGAUGGGAGUUUUGGACCCAGAUACAUUUAGCAGCCCUUAAAAAUAAAGGCAGUAUAGCAACAGAGAGUUGACUGAAGGUACUGGUAAGAUACUGACUUCUUAUAGAUACCUCAUCAAACCCAGCGGUAAAAAUUCAAACUGUUCCUUUAAAGUCGCAGUAACUCUGGAUCAGAAGCAACUCCAGUGAAAUGGGUGAGACGUUCGACUAUCUGCUUAAUCUGCUGUACAACAAAUAUAAUCUGUUCCUCUAAGCCACUUCUAUAAAGACAAAAUGUUAUAGGAUUAUCCUACUACUAGACAGGAUAAUCUAGUAAUCUGUAUCCCUGUAGAGAUUCAUUCAUUCAUUCAUUCAUUCAUUCAUUCAUUCAUUCAUUGUGCCUCAAGCACCGUCCAGAAUGAUUCAGUCAUUCAUGAUUUAGUGUUUCAGACACUUCGCCUGCAGUUCACCUCACAGUUUAUGAACGUGAUUUAAAAUCUGUGAAUCCGGUUCAGAUGGUUUCUGCUGUUUUCGGCUCAGUUGCAACAAUCAGACCCAACAUGUAAAGUUUUUACUGUUUGUCUGUUUUUCUUCUUGUUCUGGUUUAAACUUUAAAUGUUUUGAUGUAUUUUCUUGUUCAUUAUUGUUCUUUAAAAUGUUUUGCACAACAAUAUCUUUGCCUUGCACUUCAGUUUUAGUUUAUAAAACAUCUUUAAAUGCAUGUUGUACUUAUUUCUUCCAUCUGAAAUUCAACGUGUGGCUUCCUUUCAAACUGACUGAUGAAGUAUGAAAGAGUUGACAUCAAAAAUUUAUUUUUUUAAUUAGAGAAAAUGUCUUCCAUGGCGGGAAACAAACUGCUAAAAGAAUAAUGCUACCAAAAUUAUAAAAUAAAAAUUCUCUUUUUCACCUACUGAAAAUAUUCAGUAAUAUUUCAUAUUCAGUAAAAACAGUGU